This is a messenger RNA of Manis javanica (Malayan pangolin), 8326 nucleotides long. The record is from RefSeq and is a predicted model, not a curated record. NCBI's taxonomy places the organism in Eukaryota, Metazoa, Chordata, Mammalia, Pholidota, Manidae.
CUGCGCGCGGCCGGAGACGGCGCCGCGCGGGUGUGCGUGAGGGGAGCGGGCUGGUGGGACUCGGCGGCCGGCGGCGGUCAUGGGGCACGGCGGGCGGCGGCCGUAGGUGUCCGAGCCUGGGCUUCAGCCCCCCGGAGCCGCAGAGGGCGGGGCGGUGCGGGCCCGGCGGUGGCGGCGCCGCUUCCCAGCUCCCGCCCUCACAGUCCGGAGGGAGCUCGCGGCGGACUGGUGGACCGGGCGGCGCGAAUCUGACUGAGGGGCGGGGACGCCGUCUGUUCCUCGCCGCUCCCGGCCGGGCCGGCCGGCCCCUUGGACAGCCCCAGGCCCCGGACCUGCGUUGAGACCCGCAGCGGGGCUAGAGGCGGGCGGUGGGCCCGGGCGGAGCCCCGCCCGGAGCCGGCGGUUCGGGGGCGGCGCUAGGCCCCGAGGCGGCCGGGCCGGAGCGCGGGGAGCGGGAGUGCGGGCCGGGCGGCAGCGGCAUGAGCCGGCCCCCGCCGACGGGGAAAAUGCCCGGCGCGCCCGAGGCCGUGCCGGGGGACGGGGCGGGCUCGAGCCGCCAGAGGAAGCUGGAGGCGCUGAUCCGAGACCCUCGCUCGCCCAUCAACGUGGAGAGCUUGCUGGAUGGCUUAAAUUCCUUGGUUCUUGAUUUGGAUUUUCCUGCUUUGAGGAAAAAUAAGAAUAUAGAUAAUUUCUUAAAUAGAUAUGAGAAAAUAGUAAAAAAAAUCAGAGGUCUACAGAUGAAGGCAGAAGACUACGAUGUUGUAAAAGUUAUUGGAAGAGGUGCUUUUGGUGAAGUCCAACUGGUUCGACAUAAGGCAUCACAGAAAGUUUAUGCAAUGAAGCUUCUUAGUAAGUUUGAAAUGAUAAAAAGAUCAGAUUCUGCUUUUUUCUGGGAAGAAAGAGAUAUUAUGGCCUUUGCCAACAGUCCCUGGGUGGUUCAGCUAUUUUGUGCCUUUCAAGAUGAUAAGUAUCUGUACAUGGUAAUGGAGUAUAUGCCUGGUGGAGACCUUGUAAACCUUAUGAGUAACUAUGAUGUACCUGAAAAAUGGGCCAAAUUUUAUACUGCUGAAGUUGUUCUUGCUCUGGAUGCCAUACACUCCAUGGGUUUAAUUCACAGAGAUGUGAAGCCUGACAACAUGCUCUUGGAUAAGCAUGGACAUCUGAAAUUAGCAGAUUUUGGCACAUGUAUGAAGAUGGAUGAAACAGGCAUGGUACAUUGUGAUACAGCAGUUGGAACACCUGAUUAUAUAUCACCUGAGGUUCUGAAAUCACAAGGGGGUGAUGGUUACUAUGGGCGAGAAUGUGAUUGGUGGUCUGUGGGUGUUUUCCUUUUUGAGAUGCUAGUAGGGGAUACUCCAUUUUAUGCAGAUUCACUUGUAGGAACAUACAGCAAAAUUAUGGAUCACAAAAACUCACUAUGUUUCCCUGAAGAUGCAGAAAUUUCUAAACAUGCGAAGAAUCUCAUAUGUGCCUUUUUAACAGAUAGGGAGGUACGACUUGGGAGAAAUGGGGUAGAAGAAAUCAAACAACAUCCUUUCUUUAAGAAUGACCAGUGGAAUUGGGGUAACAUAAGAGAGACCGCGGCUCCUGUAGUACCUGAACUCAGCAGUGACAUAGACAGCAGCAAUUUUGAUGACAUUGAAGAUGAUAAAGGAGAUGUAGAAACCUUCCCAAUUCCUAAAGCUUUUGUGGGAAACCAGCUGCCUUUUAUAGGAUUUACCUACUAUAGAGAAAAUUUGUUAUUAGGUGACUCUCCAUCUCGUAGAGAUAAUGAUUCAAUGCAAUCAAGGAAAAAUGAAGAAAGUCAAGAGAUUCAGAAAAAACUAUACACAUUAGAAGAACACCUCAGCACUGAGAUACAAGCCAAGGAGGAACUAGAGCAAAAGUGCAGAUCUGUUAAUACUCGCCUAGAGAAAAUAGCAAAGGAACUAGAAGAAGAGAUUACCUUAAGGAAAAAUGUGGAAUCAGCAUUAAGACAAUUAGAAAGAGAAAAGGCACUUCUUCAGCACAAAAAUGCAGAAUACCAGCGGAAAGCUGAUCAUGAAGCAGACAAGAAACGGAAUUUGGAAAAUGAUGUUAACAGUUUGAAAGAUCAACUUGAAGAUUUGAAAAAAAGAAACCAGAACUCUCAAAUAUCCACUGAGAAAGUGAAUCAACUCCAGAGACAACUGGAUGAAACCAAUGCUCUGCUGCGAACAGAAUCUGAUACUGCAGCCCGGUUAAGAAAAACCCAGGCAGAAAGUUCAAAACAGAUUCAGCAGCUGGAAUCAAACAACAGAGAUCUGCAAGAUAAAAAUUGCCUGCUGGAGACUGCCAAGUUAAAACUUGAAAAGGAAUUUAUCAAUCUUCAGUCCAUUCUAGAAUCUGAAAGAAGGGACCGAACCCAUGGAUCAGAGAUAAUUAAUGAUUUACAAGGUAGAGUAUCUGGCCUAGAAGAAGAUUUAAAGAAUGGCAAAAUCUUACUAGCAAAAGUAGAGAUGGAGAAGAGACAGCUACAGGAGAGAUUUACUGAUUUGGAAAAGGAAAAAAACAACAUGGAAAUAGAUAUGACAUACCAACUAAAAGUUAUGCAGCAGAGCUUGGAACAAGAAGAAGCUGAACACAAGGCUACAAAAGCACGGCUGGCAGAUAAAAAUAAGAUUUAUGAAUCCAUUGAAGAAGCUAAAUCAGAAGCCAUGAAAGAAAUGGAGAAAAAGCUGUUGGAGGAAAGGACUUUAAAACAGAAAGUGGAAAACCUGUUGCUGGAAGCUGAAAAAAGAUGCUCUAUAUUUGAUUGUGAUCUCAAACAGUCCCAGCAGAAAAUAAAUGAACUCCUGAAGCAGAAGGAUGUGCUAAAUGAAGAUGUUAGAAACUUGACAUUAAAAAUAGAGCAAGAAACUCAGAAGCGCUGCCUUACCCAAAAUGACCUGAAGAUGCAAACACAGCAAGUUAACACACUAAAAAUGUCAGAAAAACAGUUAAAGCAAGAGAACAAUCAUCUCAUGGAAAUGAAAAUGAGCCUGGAAAAACAGAAUGCUGAACUUCGAAAAGAACGUCAGGAUGCAGAUGGGCAAAUGAAAGAACUCCAAGAUCAACUUGAAGCAGAACAGUAUUUCUCAACCCUUUAUAAAACACAGGUGAGGGAACUUAAAGAAGAAUGUGAAGAAAAGACCAAACUUUGUAAAGAAUUACAGCAGAAGAAACAGGAAUUACAGGAUGAAAGGGACUCUUUGGCUGCUCAACUAGAGAUCACCUUGACCAAAGCAGAUUCGGAACAGCUGGCUCGUUCAAUUGCUGAAGAACAAUAUUCUGACUUGGAAAAAGAGAAAAUCAUGAAAGAGCUGGAGAUCAAAGAGAUGAUGGCAAGACAUAAACAGGAACUCACUGAAAAAGAUGCUACAAUUGCAUCUCUAGAAGAAACUAAUAGGACACUAACUAGUGAUGUUGCCAAUCUUGCAAAUGAGAAAGAAGAAUUAAAUAACAAAUUGAAAGAUGCCCAAGAGCAGCUAUCAAGGUUGAAAGAUGAGGAGAUAAGUGCAGCAGCUAUUAAAGCACAAUUUGAGAAGCAGCUGUUAACAGAGAGGACACUCAAAACUCAAGCUGUGAAUAAGUUGGCUGAGAUCAUGAAUCGAAAAGAACCUGUCAAGCGUGGUAAUGACACAGACGUGCGGAGAAAAGAGAAAGAGAAUAGAAAGCUACAUAUGGAGCUUAAAUCUGAACGUGAAAAGUUGACCCAGCAGAUGAUCAAGUAUCAGAAAGAACUGAAUGAAAUGCAGGCUCAAAUAGCUGAAGAGAGCCAGAUUCGAAUUGAACUGCAGAUGACACUGGACAGUAAAGACAGUGACAUUGAACAGCUGCGGUCACAGCUCCAAGCCUUGCAUAUCGGUCUAGAUAGUUCCAGUAUAGGCAGUGGACCAGGGGAUGCUGAGGCAGAUGAUGGGUUUCCAGUUCAUAUCACUCAGUCACACACUAUGGAAUCCAUGUCAUUCACCUACCAACGUUCCUCUACUUCUCUCAAUAUUGCCACUAAGCCUUCCAGUUCUCAUAUGCUUCUUGACUCUGAUUCUGACUCAGAAGAAGAAUCUUUGCCUAACUUACCUAUUUCAUCGGAACCUAAUGGUACAGAAUCAAGACUAGAGGGAUGGCUUUCAUUGCCUGUACGAAACAAUACUAAGAAAUUUGGAUGGGUUAAAAAGUAUGUGGUUGUGAGCAGUAAGAAGAUUCUUUUCUAUGACAGUGAACAAGAUAAAGAACAAUCUAAUCCUUACAUGGUUUUAGAUAUAGACAAGCUAUUUCAUGUCCGACCAGUUACACAGACAGAUGUUUAUAGAGCAGAUGCUAAAGAAAUUCCGAGGAUAUUCCAGAUUCUGUAUGCCAAUGAAGGAGAAAGUAAGAAGGAACAGGAAUUUCCAGUGGAGCCAGUGGGGGAAAAGUCAAAUUAUAUUUGCCACAAGGGACAUGAAUUUAUUCCUACUCUCUAUCAUUUCCCAACCAACUGUGAGGCUUGUAUGAAGCCAUUGUGGCAUAUGUUUAAACCUCCCCCUGCUUUAGAGUGCCGUCGCUGCCAUAUUAAAUGUCAUAAAGAUCAUAUGGACAAAAAGGAGGAGAUUAUAGCACCUUGCAAAGUGUAUUAUGAUAUUUCAACGGCAAAGAAUCUGUUGUUAUUAGCAAAUUCUACAGAAGAGCAGCAAAAAUGGGUUACUCGGUUGGUGAAAAAGAUACCAAAAAAGCCUCCAGCUCCAGACCCUUUUGCACGGUCAUCUCCUAGAACUUCAAUGAAGAUACAACAAAACCAGUCAAUUAGACGGCCAAGUCGACAGCUUGCCCCAAACAAGCCAAGAUUACUUGAUUUGACAUUUAAAGACUGGGAUUGGUCAUUUGAUGAUGUUGAUGGUGGUGAUGAUGAUGACGAUGUAUUUGAUUUCUGAAGAAAUAAAUGGGCUAACUGCCUUCUGUGAAUGCAGUCAUUAUUCAAGGUGAUCAUGUUCUCCCAGUUAAAACAAGACUGAAAUAUGAUGGCCCAAAAUUUAUUAAAAAGCUGUAUUUUUCUGAGUGACUGAUAAACUCACCCAUACAUACAUACAUAUAUAUACACACACACGCAUAUAUAUGUAUGUGUAUAUAUAUAUAUGUGUAUAUAUAUAUAUAUACGUGUAUAUAUAUGUUCCCUUUAUUCCUGCAAUAUAAAUUAUAAAUCUUCGAAGAGAUUUUUCUGGGCUCCUUUGGAGCAACAAGUUGAACCAACAGUGACUGGUUAAUAGAGUAAGAAUAUCAUAUGCAGCUCCUUUAAACUUGUUCCAUAAAGCUCUCUUUGGCAGUCACUCACACUACACUGCACAAAAGGAUUGAAAAGAAUUAAACUUCAAAAAAUCAUCUUUUCAGCUUCAACAGAGAGAUAUCACCAGCAUAUUUAGCAGACAAAUCUCGGAAUGGAUUCCACUACAGUGAUACAGACUACAUCUUUAAGAAAUGACCAUUAACAAAUACACACAUAGUACUGUAAUACUGCAAGAGGGUUUUUUUAAUUUCCCACUUUAUUUUUUUUAUACACAUUAAUCAGAUAUCAUUACUUACUGCAGUUGUAACUAUGCACUUGUAUAAAGCCAUAAUAUUGGAGUUUAUAUCACUCAUUUGUGUACUUGAGGGAAGCUGCAUGCUCCUGUUUAAGCAGUUACUAUAACAAAAAGUUUGAAGUUAAUUGUCAGUUUCCUAAUGCUUUAUGAUAGGCAACUUUAUCCAUUUUGAAUGCCUUAAUUUAAUUUUUUUCAAAGUCUCAAUCCUUUACUAUAUUUUUAAAAAAAGAACAAGUGUUUACCAGCUCUUAGAAUGCAAAUUUGCUUUGCAGAAGAAAAAUAGUACACUAUUUUUACACAUAAUGGUUAUCAAUGUCAGCCUAUUUUGAUUGUAUAACAGCAUUUUUUUAAAGUAUUGGUGAUAGAAACAAUAAUGGAUAGUAUUGGAACUAAUAUAUCUUGUAUGUAUAUCUAUUAUUCAUCCAACCCUUUAUACAGACCUCAGUAUUAGUGUGUGACUAUGAAACAUUUUCUUUGUUUUGAAUUUGCUGGCUACUCUAGGUGUGUUUUUAUUUCUGAUAAAGACAUUUGUGAUUAUUUUUACAUUUUCAGACUCAAAGUUCAAAAAAUAUGUCAAGUAGAAGAAGACCUAAGACAUCCUGUAGAUAUAUUUUUAAAUAUUUAAAUGUAAUCCCUUAAAUACACAACUGUGUAUAGCAAUAUUUCAGUAUUGGGUUAAGAAAACUGGUGACUGGGAAGGAGUAGCCUCAAAGGAACUUACAUUGAUUUAUAUUUUUUAAAUGCUAUUAAAGUUACAGUUUAUGUAGGAUCAUUCCUGCUCUAUUUCUCAUUAUCCCAGAAAAAUGUAUGUUUUAUACUGCUACAAUAUGCAUCAAUGAUAAGCAGCAAGUGAAAAAAAAAUUACAUAGUCUUUUAUCAAUCUCUCUUCGUACACACAUAAAUGCAGAGUUUGGCAUGAUAUUGAAAUAUAUCAUCUAGUAUUUCAAUGAAGGAAGUAGACAUUUUUCAUUGAUUCCCUUUAGAGUCAGUGUAGAGAUGUUUAGAGAGUUAGAUUACCAAUUGUAAAUACUAUUGUGGAAAUUGAAGAGGGGCUUUGGGCCUACUGGUGGACUGAAACUGAAUCUUGUUGCUCUUACACUACCCAUCCUGCACUCCUUCAUGCUGCCUGGGCUGAGACUAGAUUUGCAUGCCAUUUCCCUCGCAGGACAUGUUCUGCAGUUCUGGUUUGGGGCACAGCUUUUUUUUUUUUAAGUAAGAUUAAAAAAUGAAAAAUAUAUAAAAUUUAUAUAGAAUAAAUAUUUCCAUUCAUUAGACUUAUUAAAAGGAGACUGAAUUAAUAUUUUAUAUAAAGAUUUUGUUACACUAUGGGAGGUUCUAUCAUAGUAUUCUGAAUUGGAGAGUAUAUAUAUAUAUAUAUUUUUAAUAAACUUUAUUAAGGUGAAAUAAUUUGAAGUUUACACAUGAGUAAUUGAAAUAUUUGAGUAAAAAUGGCAAGUUUAAAUUUUGAAUGCUGUAUAUAUUAGAGAAUAUGGAGAAUCAUGGUGUGAUGCAACUAUAUAAGGAAAAUUAAUGUGAAGUUUUGGGGGGGAAAAGAUAUUUUAAGGGGUGAAAAAUAUCUCUCCCAUGGAGAUUCUUCACAUUAUAUGGUUUGACAUAAGGGUGUAUAAGGUUGUUUGUCCAACUAAUGGAAAUGUGCUUAAUAAAAAAUUCUGACCUUGGGUAAGAAUUUGCUUUUCACCCAUUGCCGGUUUCAUGUACCUAACACGCGUGCAUGCCCUUCACCAAGUGUCCUGUUUGCAGCAGUCAUUAGUAAGAUACUGGCUUGGUUUCACAACCUACCUAAUUUUGUAUCAGCUCGUCUUUUUCUUGAGGCUCCAAAACUUCCAAGAUAAAUAUAAGACCGAAAGUUGCUUAUUUCCUCACACCUGAUUUCUCCUAGAGCCAUAAAUACCUCCUAUUGAGAACUAAGAAGUAAAUAAUGAAUAGCGAGAUUUUCUUAGUGGGGUUGUUUGCUUUUGGUUAGUGGGGUAGCAAGGCAAAAGUAGAAGGAAAACUGGUGCCGGUAUUACUGUUGAAAAUAAAAUAUAUGUAUGGUGAAUUCCUGAAAUGUAUUCAUUUUUUUAAAAAACAUGCUAUCUUGAAGCAAAAUUUUUAAAAAUCUACACCAAUAAAUCUAAAAUAAAGGUUAGUGUUUUCUAAAACUAACCUCUGCUAGAUGAAUCUGGCUCUGAAGGAUCUCCUUGUGUAUCAGUGUGUCUGUAGACCCUCAAGAAGGAAUACUCUAGGUUGCCAAACCACAGUUAUGCUGCUGUUAACCUAUUCUUACAGGAUUCUGGUGAUAAAAUAGAGAAACUUAAAGACACUAUAUUACUUUAUUGAAACAUGCUUUAAAUAGCAUGUUUAAAAUCUGAUGAGAGCAAGUCACCUCUGAGUUUCUCUGCCUAUGUUGACACUGCUACUGACUCACCUCUCCUCCCUGGAAUAAGGCUUCAGUUUCCCUAUGUUGUGAAGAUACCAUGGUUGAUUUGUAAAGCACUUUGAAGAUAUGCACUGUCUGACAGUGUUGAAUCUUAUGCUUGGGGGGCCUCUCCUUGAUUCCCUUCCCCUUAUAAUAAUGAGUUUUGUUAGGAAUUGUAAUAAGUUAUGAACUGCAUGGUUUAGAUAAUCAUAAAUAUUUGGUCAGUUGUCCCCUUUGAACAAAAAUCAUAACCCCCCUAAUUUUUUUUAAAUUUUGUUGCAUCUUUGUAGUAAUGUAAUUGUAUCUUAUGCCUGCUUUUUAUAUUAAAAAAUAAAUAAAAUAAAUUAAGACAUAA